Molecule: messenger RNA, 595 nt
Organism: Anthonomus grandis grandis
Lineage: Eukaryota; Metazoa; Arthropoda; Insecta; Coleoptera; Curculionidae
Exons: 4
Coding region: 1-540 (179 amino acids)
Source: RefSeq, a predicted model, not a curated record
AUGACGCAACUAAAAAAUAUUGCUGCCUUAAUAUUUGUUUUUGGUGUUAUUAUUAGAUUUGGGGACGCUUGUAAUGGAUAUUCAUUGAAAAUCCUAAAAGCCAAAAAUUGUUUGGACGACAGCGUAAUAAAACUUCCCGAAAAGGACUUUGGAGUUACACUAGAUAAUGACUGUAAUCUCUAUGGAUAUGGAUGCCUUGAAAUCACUAAGGGAUUCAAAUCUGCAAAGACUACUUAUCAUGUCAAAAAACCUCCUCUGCCACAAAUGGAUGGAGAUAUAGAAUUAUGCGAUAUGACUGAUUUACUAAAGAAGUCACCAGACAUUGCAAAAACUUUGGAAGUAAUGGGUGUUCCUACAAAGUGUCCAGUGGAAGCUAAAAAAGUUUGCGGUAGCGAAGAUAAGAAAAUUAGUCUAGGAAAAUACAAGAACCAAAUAGGCAUGGGGGCUGGAAAAACGGACGUAAAACUCGAAAUAGAGCAUGAUACCGGAAAAAGUUGUAUCGAAUUAACAGUCAGCUUAAGCAAAGUUCGAAAAGGGUAAUUAGAUUUUAUUAGUGAAAAAAAAUAAUUCAUAAAUCUGCAUUAUGUUUUUACAU